AUGGCUGGUAGUCCGUUAAAGUUGGACGAUCGGUUGGCAUACGCAGCAAAGUACGAUUCUAAGAAAUUGUAUUCUUAUUUGCGUCGCUAUUUUGAUAUAAUCGGUCAAGUGAGUGUUGAUUUUUUAAAAAUUGUCAUCACUUUAUUUUAGGUACAUUCUGUGAUUCAUACGAAGCAAGGUUCGGUGUUCGUCAGGCUUUGGAAUGGAACUGUGCCAGCGAAAAAGUGGAUAUAUUUCGAUUUUUUCUGAAAAAAUUUGGUUUCAGUGCGACUCGAACUGUAAUUACAAAGUUAUUCCGAGUAGAAGAUUGCGUAAUAGGGAAGGUUUGCUUGAAAACUUCGAAAUUAAAGGGGAAAAAAAGGAAUUUUAGCACAUUUCUCCUCCGCUACUAGCAAUUUCUGAAGCGACGGAGAGGCUCGGCGAAGGGGCCAUUUACGAUAUAAGCGUCUAUGAGGAAUAUAUCAAGCCUGCGGAGGCUUUGAAGGUUGAAAAAGUUUGCAAAUAGGGUGGAAAAUUCGAUUUUCAGAGUGGCGAUUAUGUUGUGAUUAGUAAUAUCCACUAUUACUCCCAAAUCAGCCAGCCGGCCGAUUGUUUGACGAUCCAUGCGCGGGGCCAGUUCUACAAUCGGGGAGUAGUCAAAAUUCCGUCGGAUUGUCAAAAUCAGCAUUAUCUUGAAGUGAAACAGUUGCGUGUUCCCGUGGAUCUCAGAAAAUUUAUACCGAAUUUUCAGGAGGAUCGAAAGUUUGAUCAGCCAAAAUGUCCAUCACAAAGAUUUGAAUGAGACAGCGGAAGUAAAAGAGAGAUCAGACGUUGAAAAUCAGGUCAGAGACAUUUUAUUUGAUUAGUUCUUUCCUGGUUUUAAUUGAUAGUUUCUGAUUGUAGAAACGAAAUUAACGUCUUUAAUUUUUUGUGUUUUUCUUUUUUUCAGAACAAAUUUAGGCUGUUGAUGAAUUGGACAUUUUUCGAAAAGUAUAACAUUUUUCAAAAAACUAAGCUAUUUGAAUUUUCUUUUGCUAAUUUUUAUAGAAGCAGUUAAUACAUUUUGUAGACAGUUUCAAUAUAUUUCAAGCUUUUUUCUUGAAACUGCGCACAAAAUUUUUUUCGACUUCUUGGUUGUAAGUAAAAUUUCAAUUGAUCAGUGCUUUUAAAGGCUUCAAAAUUGAAGAAAUUAUAAUCUUCAAAGAUCUCCACAAAGACCCCUAUACUGUCAGCUCCUUUAAAAAAUAAUAAUUAUUUUUUCAGCCAAAUCCUCCGAGAUUUGAAACAAAUUACGAGGAGCAGCCAAAUCCCGUGGAUCAGGCUAAUAUUGUCAAAAUCGUCAGCACGACCGUCGAAAACGAAAUUUUCAUUGAAGAAGAUGAUCAAUGGUUUUUUUUUUAAAUUCACUUAAGUUGUAACUUGAAAUAAUUUUUCAGUUUCGAAGACAUUCCGCGCCACAAGGCGAUUUUAAUCGGGGAGAACUUUAUCAGCGUCGAUCGUUUUGUGUGAGUUUUUGAGAAAAUUCUGGAAAAUUGAUUUUUCUACGUUUAUUCGAUACUGGGAGUGGUAAAGAACAAGAAUUCAAGGAAAAAAACAGUAUUUAUGAACUUCAAGUAAUCUUUUUUUGUGAGAGUUCCUUGAAAAAAAUUUUUAAAAAAAUCAGUUACAAUCAUAUUUUUUUGAUUUACAGUUUGCGUGACAUUUCGUCCUUGGUAUAAAUUUUUUUAUUCCCUCAAAAAUUUUUGCGAUUUCAAAAAAAUUCAAAUAACCGUCAAAGAUACGUUUCAAAAACAUUAAUAAAUUGCCGAAAUUAUAUUUAUUGUAAUCGAUUUUUUUCGAAUCGCCCUGAAUAAUUUUUUUAUUUCCUUUUUUUUGUUGGAAAUUGAGUUUUAGGAAAAAGAGACGGAUGUUCGUACCAUUUCUUGACCCACGCCCAUUCGGAUCAUUGCUCCGGUGUUAAUGUUGGUUUUUUUUCUUGUUUAGGGAUGAUAAUAAUGUACACUUUUAAUAUUUUUCUCUUUUUUUUUUUAAGUUGAUUAUAUAAAACUUUGAGCUUUCUUAGGGACCCUAGGGUGGUCCCUAUGGGGUUUUGGGGGGAAAAAGCCCCUAUAGGGAUAAGUUUCAAAAUGGAAAGUUUCUUCAAACUUCUAAUUAGAUGAGAUAACUUUUUUCUACUACACAAUAUUCAAUGAUUUCUUCCUUUCUUAGGAGUGGUCCCUAUAGGGGUUUAAGGACCUUUGAAGGUCACUCUAUAGAGACCACUUUACCCCCCUAAAUUUUUUUAAAAAUCUUACCCCUAUAGGGAGCACUUUUUUUGCCCAUUCUCCAGGGACCACUCUUGCUUUUCUGAGUGCAUUCGAAAUUUCUGAAAAUUCAGAUCGGCUGGACGACGCCGAUACACUGCUCCAAAGCCACGUCCAAGCUUCUCCCAAUUUUGACCAUGUAGAAAAAUUUUUGUAUUUUUUCCGUCAACUUGAAUAUUUUGAGGUCGAAAAAGAAGAAGGGCGUCGAUCCAGCCUAUUUGCAGGCUUUGGAAGUCGGCAAAACUCAUAAAAUGAAAGGAUUCGAAGUGACGGUUUUGGAAGCAAAUCACUGUAUCGGAGCCGUCAUGUUCCUUUUCCAAGGUUCUUAAAAAAUGAAAAAUGUUUUUUUGCGCCUUUUAUGGUAUUCUAUCUCAGAGGGGCUGUUGUAAUGAAAGUUUUAAAAGAAAAUCAGAAAAUUGAACUUUUUCCAGGCCCUCUCAUCCCCGGCGGUGCUGUCCUCUGCACUGGCGAUUUUCGAGCAGAUGAUAUGCUUAUUCGAAGAUUUGGCGCCGAUCCAAGUUUUGACCUUCUUGCUGAGGUUUUUCUGUUUGAUUGAAGCUGGAAGAAAACUGGAAAAUUGAUUCAAAAUAGUGACAGAUAGCUCAAAUAAUCAAGAGUUGCUCCUUAGGGGGCACUUUUUUGAAUUUUUCUGAGCUCUUAGACGCUGUUUUUUGCACUUUGAGCUCGUUGACCCUAACGGGACCGCUUAGGACGUUCCAUUUCUAGUGACCACUUUAGCGGCGUGAGCCAUUUUCAAGUGAGACAUCUCUUAUGCUUUAUUGGUGUCAUAACUUUUAAGUGACCUAGUUCGGAGUAUUUAAGUGAUCACUUUAGUGGCGUUAGCUCUUUUAAGUGAAUCGAUCCUGAACAUCUCUAGUGAACAUCAUCUCUAAUCUUCAGCGGCAUUGUUAUUAUCAAGUAAAUUAAUUGUGAGCCUUUCUAGUGAUAACUUAAGUGGCGUCAGCAGUUUGAAAUGGAUAUUUUCUGAGAUUUUGUAGGGAUCAAUCUAGUGGCGUCAACAGUUUUUAGUGAAACCUGAAAAUCUCUAGUUAUCACUCUAGUGACGUCAACACUUUUAAGUGAAUAAUUCUGAACAUCUCUAGUGAUCACUUCAGCGGCAUUAUUGUUCUCAUGUGAAAUAAUUGUGAGCAUCUCUAGUGAUCCUUCUAGUGACGUCAGUAUUCUCAAGUGAAACCUUAUGCCGUGUUCAAAGUAAUUUCCGCGAAAUGCAAAAUGGUCUCUGACCCUCCAAAAUUUAGUUAUCUUUCUCUUUCUCUGACAGCUGUUUUGAAUUUCGCGGAAUCAUUUUGAACACGGCAUUAGAAUCUCUACUGAUCACUUAAGUGGCGUCAGCGGUCUGAAAUGAAGUUUGUCUGAGCGUUUCUAGUGAUCACUUUAGUGGCGUCAACUCUUUUAAAUGAACUAGCUCUAAGCCUCUUAGUAAUAACUAUAGCGGCCUAGGCACUCUCAGCACCUCUUGUAAUCACUUAAAAGUGCUGAAGCCACUUAAGUGAUCACUAGACUAGAAACGUCCAGGACGCGUCCCAUUUGCGUUAUCGAACGUGAGUUCAUCUAUUUUUUUUUCAGACCCAUUUAUCGGCCGUUUAUUUGGACAACACAUAUUUGGACGAUUCCCCAACCGAUCAUUUCAUAACCCGAGAAGAGGCCGUGGGAGUGUGAGAUUCAAGAAAAAGAAUUUCGGCGAGAUGGGUUUUUUGCAGGCUCCUCAAGGAGAUCCGCAAGUACCCAUAUCACAAAAUCAUCCUCCCGAUGCACAAACUCGGGCGGGAAGAUCUUCUCGAGCUUCUCCAUGAUAAGUUGGGAGUAAGCUUUUUGAAACUCUCUAUUUUUUGCGCUACGCCUUUAAAUAUCAGCUUUUGAAAUUGUAGUUUGUUUACAAUGACCUACUAAAGCUCUCAAAGCUAAAAAUUUUUCCAAAAAUCAAUUCCACUCGAACAUCUUCAUUAAUUUCGUACUAUGGUCCUUUAAAAAGUCCACUGCUUUGUUCUUAAUCGACUAAACAAUAUUUUGAUUAGAAAUUAUCGCUUUCUGUGUUUAUUUUGAAGCAUUUUCUGGAAUUUUCGGUCUGAAAGUCACUCAUAAGAUUUUAUAGAUCUUAUUUCUGUCUCCAAUUUUUUCUCAAUAACUUUGAAGUUUUUAGCUGAUUUUGUUCAUUUUCACUGUUUGAGAACCUUUUUUGAAUGGUUUUUGAUGUAAUUUAAUCAAUAAUGGCUCGGACACCUGGAAAAAUCUAGAAAAAAUCAAAAAUGAUUCAUUUGAGCGUAAGUAGAUUCACGUUUCUUAUUUUUUUUUUUCCGCUUAUCAACUUUUAAUUUUUAUUUUGCAGUCGAGUUGCUACUUUUUAAUAGAGUUACAAUUAGUUCCUGACUUAAUUUCAAAAGUUAAGGAGCCAAUUUCGCUCUAUGAUAUCCGAGAAAAUUGUGCGACCAAACUCGAACUGCACAUGAUGAUCGACGAACGGCGGAAAAGUCCCAGAAAAUCCAUCGAUAACAAAAAAACGGCGAUCGAAGAACCGCGAAUUCGGGUUGUUCAACGAAAUUCCGCGUGCGUUUUUCAGCUGGCAAUCUGAAGGAUUUGGUAUUUUCCAGGGCGAUCCGCAAGGAACUCUCCAGGGAGGACAAGGAGUUUAUCAUCUUCGACAUCACCAUGAAAACUGGCACCUUGCCGUUAGUUUUUCUUUGUGUCGUCGAUAUUUUGGAAACGAGGAGUUCAUUUUGAAAGGAUUUCGAAAAGUUGCCCUUGAUAAUCAGAACUUCUUCGUAUAAUUUCCCAAAAAAAUUAGUUGAAAGAUUUUUUUAAAUAGGAUAUUGAAGGACUUUUUUUCAAGAAAUUUUAGAUGAGCUACUAGUAUUAUUAGUCACUGUUCUACCAAGCUUUUUUUCGAUCUGUACAAGACCAAAUUUUAAAAAAAUUUAAGAAUGCAAACAUGACAAGACUAAUGUCAAUAAUAUUUCAAAAAUUUCAUACCUGGUAAGACUAGAUUCAUCCAUAUUUCAAUGCUUCAAACCUCACAAAAAUAAAUUUUUCGAAAAUUAGAGAGUUCAACCUGAUAAGACUAAAAUUUUCAGAGCUGAUAAAUCUUUGAAAUUUUUCAACCUGAUAGAACUAAUCAUCUUAAAUUCUCAAAAAAACCGAAACCUCAUAAAACUAAAUUUAGUAAAAAUUUCAAAAAAAUCCAAACCUGAUUAGACUAAAUUUUUGUCGAAAGUUCAAAAAUUCUGACCUCAUUAGACUUAUUUUUUUUAGACUCAGAAUUUUUAAAUUUUCAAAUAUGACAAGAUUACAUUUUUGAAAAUUUCAACUUUUUAUUUCAGUCUGAGCGAAGAAGAGCUGAAAUCAACAUACCAUAUCGGUUACUCGGAUCAUUCGAGCAAGUCCGAAAUUCUAAACUUCAUGCAGCAGUAAGCGAGAAAUGCUCUAGAUUCUCCGAAAAUCGAGAAUUUAUAGUUUAUCCUUCGACGCCGUCUUCCCGAUCAGCGCCCCGAUGUCACCAUUUUCUAAGCAGGAGUUGAUGGAACUCAACAGGAAUUUGCCCUCUCUGAAGUGGAAUUCGAUCCAAAUUAACUCUUGAUUAAUUGGUCUUUUUUCAGUAAGACCACGAAAAUCAAUGUGCAAAAGAAGCAGAAAACGAUGACGGAAGUUGUGACGAUUUCCCUCGAAAAUGAAGAUCCAGAAGAAGACGUUCGAAUUGAGGAGGAUACGGAAAAUAGGUGGGAAAUGGAGGAAAAUCUAAAAAUUCUUUUUUCUUCUUCUCAACUCUCUCUUUCUCCUUUCUGUCCUCCAUAUAUUUUCUCUUUUUUCUAGGUUUUAUCUCUCUCGUCUCCUCUUUUUCUCUCUUCUAUACUCUAUUAGCCAUGAUUUCUAGCUCUCUGACCUGUCUGCGCCUUCUUUUCUCUCACCGGGGAAGAGGGCGCAGAGAAUUCAGAUCCUUUCAAACUUUGAAUACUUUUUGAAUACAAUUUACAAAAAAAUAAUAAUUCUUUUUCAGACAAUUUUGUAGAAAAAAAGUCAAAAAAAUUGGGGAAAAAAAUAGCUUGGUUCGUCGAUUUUUUUGACCAAAAAGAGACGAAUUUCAAAAAAAUUUCUGGGAAAUUGAAAUUUAUUCCCCGUUUUUUUGUGUUUUUUUGUGAAUGCUACAAAAUGCGCAUACCUCUAGGAAAUUCAAAAUAAUAAAGCUUUUAUUUGAAAUAAUUUUGGAAUUUUCUCAGAUCCACCGUUGAGAGAGAACAAGUACAGCCCGUAGAUUCUGGGAACAGGUGAUUUUUACUCGAAAAGUGAUAAUUUUUACUCAGUGAUUAUUUAUCAAACAAAGAGGUCAUGGAAGUUUCUCAACGACUUUCUCGGCGAAUAGAAGAUGUUUACAAGGAAAUGUAGGUUUUAGAAAAAAUUUUCACCUAAAAGUUGAUUUUUCAGAAGACUAGAGCCGCAACCUGUCCAGUGCUUGCCGGCAGCUCGACUUUCCGGCUACGAGGGAUCUCUCCAGGGGUGAGUUUUCAGCGAUUUUGCACUCGAAGAUAAAUUUUUCGAAGAUUCCGGCAGCCUCAGUCUCUUCGUGAAGCCAUCGCGUUCAUUUUUGCCCCGGACCCCGUGAAACCGGCCAUUUCUAAUGGGUUCGACAUGAAUAUGUGGGUUUUGGGAAUUCUUCGGAGGAAAUUUUACUUGUGAAAAGUAUUUCUUUGUUUGAGAUUAAAAAAAAGCGUCAAUUUAUGCUGGGUAUGAAAAAAAAAUUGAGAAAAAUAGCCUUCACCGUCUUAUAUGUUUUGGAAGUGCGCUCCACGGCUAAUUUGAAAAUUUUCCAUUUAUUUUGAAAAAAAAUUUAUCAAGGAUCUGACAACCUUUGAUUUAACGAAAUUUCCGACGUUCAAUGCAAGAAUUUUUAUAUUUUCGCAUUGGAGCAACUUUUCUCAGGCAAAAAAGCCAUCGAAAACUCUUCUUGGUAUUUUCAUAUUUAUUAUUAGUUUUGGCGAGCGAGACGAAAUUUUUUGGCAUUGGAGCGUUUUCGAAUCUCAAAAACAGCUUUUUCAGCUUGAAUCACAAAAAAUAGCCUUGGAGCGCCAUUUUUCUCGAAAAUUGAGCUAUUGUGCUUUCGUUUAAAUUACUAUCAUAACCAUCGUCUGAACAUAGUGAAAUAAAUGACUUGAAAUUAGCACUUCCCAAGGCUUCUGAAAAUUGAAUUUUUUUCGAGUUAAAUUUGAAAAAAAAAAUAAAAAAAUGUUCAAUUAAAGAGUCGCGCCGCCUCCAUUCAUUGAACCGGAAUCUGCCAACGAGUGUCCCCUCAAAAUCGACUUUGAUUGAAUAAAUUUCCAGUUUCAACCAACUUAUCAUAUCGCAUUUUGUAAAUAACGCUUGCUUUUUCCAACAUUCCAUAUUUUUUUGUUUAAUUUGCUCAAAUGUGAAUAAAUUUUUUUCAAUUUUAUGAAGCUUGUUUCUGUCUUUUUAUAACGUCUUAUUUGUUACUGUGAAAUAGUUGAAGCUUUUAGAAAGAUAAGAUUUUUCAGCAGUUACAAUUCCGAACCAUUGUUUUCCACUGACAAUGAACCACAAGCUUCAAGGCGUUUUCGAGGUUUUUUGAAGUUUAGAAAAAAAUCGAAAGGAAAUUUGAAAAUAAGGGAUAAAACGUUUUUGUUGGUAUUGAAAAUAAUCCGUAAAUCAUGCCUCCGAGGCUAUUUUUACUUCAAAACAUUUUUUUAAAAUUUUGCCUGUGUUCUUUCGAAUGUCCUGCUCCGAGGCCAGAAAUCUUGUUUUGAGGCCAUUUUUUGAUGGUAAGAUUGCUCCAAGGCUAAAAAGUCAUUUUAGUCAUCCUCCACAUAAGAGAAGUUGUUCAAGUCAUGUUUCACGACUGAUUUUCAUCAGAGAAAGAUCAAAAAUGCACUUCGAAGCUAUUUUUGCCUGGAAAGGUUGCUCCAAGGCGAAAAGUAUCUUUUCAUGUUGAACCACAAAAGUUCUGUUAUCAUUCAAGUUCAAAAUCAUCUAUUUUCGCCACAAAUACUUUUCCCUGAGUCAAAAUAUGUUCUCGGACCUCGGUAACGAAAUCCGGACGUUUCUGGGCGAUUCUAGGGAUCCCUUAAGAGGGCUGACGCUACUAAAGUGGUCACUAGAAAUGCUCAAACACGUCCGAAUCGCGUUGAGCUGAUUCACGUUGAAAACCCAGUGGCGAUAGCCGGAAACAUCCAGAAAAUGGGAAACAGUGAUUUAGAUGAGAUGAGCUUCAUCCUCACGAGGAGGAUGAAGCUUCGGAUAAUCCUUGGAGACCUCGUAUAGAAAUUUACCUGAGAGGUGUGCAAAAAGAAAACGGAAUGUAUCCUCGUCUACCUAUAUACAUCCCUCCCGUUUUCUUCGCCUUUUCUUUUCUUUUCCUCACAUCGAUCGCUUCAUUUCUUGUCUUGUUAUCUUCUUUUCCCUUUUCUUCGCCUUCCUUUUGUUGCUCCGGAUUGUUUUCGAUGGAAAUGGAACACGAGAGGAAUCAAAUUUGAAUUUCUUUCUCUUGUCACAAAAUUCCCUUGUUUUCCAAUUUUCUACCUCCAAUCUAAUUGGAAUUUUAUUCUAAAAGAAGUUUGAUUUUUCCGUCUUUAAAUCAACGUUUUUCUUUGGCCAGAACUCUUGAUUUUACUUUCUUUCUCUCGUACUUCUUCAUGAUCAGCUGAAACGCUAGAAAGGCUGAGAACACGGCUCAAAUUGCUCGCUACAAUGCGCUCCACUGAUAAAUAUGUCCGAAUUCACCUCACAAAUUCUCGGACUUUGUUUCCAUGAACCGGACGCGCUCCGGACGUGUUGGAGUAUUUCUAGUGAUCACUUUAGUAGCGUCCGAACUCUCAAGUGAUCCCUAGAAUUAUAUUAGGCGCAUAUGGUUUCCGUUAAGGAGGUCCGAGUAUGAUCAAAAUAAAAAGCCCUGAUCAGCUUUUUUUACUUCGAAAACUUUGAUUAGUUUUUUUAAAUCCUUUCUUCCUGAAAGUCGUCCCCAACUGCCCCACGGAUAAAUUACCGAAAACUACGCAGCUCAAAUUUGUACCGUUUUCUGCCCUAAACUUGUAAAAGAACGUAAAAAAAAUCCGAUGAAGAGCUCAAAACUUUUAUGAUUGUUCUCCGAGUGUAUGGUUGGGCUCCGAGUGAAACUUCACCCCCAUUUUUUUGUCCGGAGCAGACUUUCAGGAUUUUUUUUUAGCCCUCGAUGACCGGAUUUCGCUUUAAACGUGUAACUUUUUCCAUAAAACAGCUUUCUUACAAGUUACUCAACAGUUGAAAAUACUUCUUGACCCUUUUUCAUCUCGAAAAAUCUCGUGACGGUUUUUUUUUUUUGAUUGAUGUCUUUGGCUAGAGUUCAUUCUGACUCGAGUUACAAACAUGAAAAACCCUUCAAUUUCAUUUUUUAACCAUUCUGAAAAUGGAAAUUCUCGAAAACUCGUUCCAAAGCUUGAUUUUAAGUUCUCGAGGAAGUGCUUUCAAUUUGUUUUUACUAUUCUCAAAUUUCUUCGAAGCUCGAUUCAGAAGUUCAUUUUUCCUUGGCCAUGCUCCAAAAUUGUCUUCUGAACUUUCAACAGGUUCUUUUAAAAAAAGUUAUUCGCAAGAAUACUCUAAAACUCGAUCUAGAGCCUGAUUUCUUCCUUGGUCAUUCUCCCAGAUCUUCUGAAACAUCAGAAAGUUCUUGCGAAAGAGCUUUUGUCUUUGUCUUUUUUUUUCUGAAUCAUAGAGGAAACGGAGCGGCACGGCGCCGCUCCUACAAUCCGCCAGACCACCGUAACCUCGGUCGGAGCCAGUUUUUAGGCGGACGAAAAACGACAUCGCGUGCAACAAUUGUAUGAGGGGCGACUUAAGCCGAGAACAAAGCAAGUACAUCUGCGAGUCUCCGCCCACUUUUUGUUAUCCUUAUCCCGAUUUCCUUGUCAUUUUCGGCGUUAGUCAGUCUUUCUUCAUUAGUUUCCUGGUAUUUUACUGAGUUCCUUACAAGGGAAUGGUCUCACAAGGAGGUAAUUUUAAUUCCCAAGAGUUGGCCAGAACCCUUCUUGAUGUACCAAAAGAAGAUUCUGAAGGUCUCAAUCUGCACAACUUCUCAGUUUUCGAGAAAUCAUGGGUCAAAACUAAAAAAUGGCCGGUUUGAUUGCCUUUCGAGAGCUUCCUUCGACUUUGAGAGUUCCUUUUUUCGAAAUCUAGGAAAUUUCGCAGUUUAGGACUUUCAGAAGGCUUAUCCGGUUAGUCAAAGAGUGCUCUGGCGAAAUUUAAGAAAAUUCUAAGCCGCAGAGUAAAAUGACCUUCCUUGUCAGCUCAGAGUGGGACUUCUAAAUGAGACUUGGUUCAUUAGAUGCAGUUUUUACGCUGAUUCUGAAUCUGUCCUCAAAAGUUACCAUCAAAGUCUGUGAAAAAAGUUAGGGCUCUGAAAAGUCGAAAAUUCGGAAUAAUUGUAAAAACUAUAGCCUCAUUCAGAAGUUCCACUGCGAUUUUUCUGGUCAGCUCUUUAAAAUUUUCAAUGAAUUCACCUUAUUUCAUACCGUAAGAGCAAAACCAUCCAGAAAAAGAACUCAAAAGUGAUUUGAAAAAUUCGAAUUUUAGGAAUAUGUCAAAAACUAGUUGAGAUGUACUCUGAAGAGCUUUUUUUUGAGAUCUGGGCCUUUAGAAAGAAAUUUCAGAACUUCUGGGAUACUUUUAGACGUUUUCAGUGAACUUUUGACAAAUCGAUAAUUAAAUAAUAGAAAAAUUCGAGUGAAAAAUCGAAAAAAAAAUUCGAUGAUCAAAAAAAAUAACUUGUCGACAAAAUUUAAGCAAAUGAGCUGUCUUGGCGGGACCUUUACAAAGUUGAGGAACCAUUUUCUUUUUCUGACGGACUUUGGCAAAAUUUUCAAGCCCCGAUUCCGAAUAAACGUAAGAAUCUUUAUUAGAUUCUUGAUCGGAAGCCUUUUUUUAGAAUUCAGACGAUUCCCCAGUGAGUAUUGCAGGAAUAUCCAUUGACAUAUGGAAAAUAGGCUACGUUUUCUCAAUUUUCAAACUUUCCCAAUUCAUCCACUGCUACAUGCAAGCCAUUUCAAGGCCGGGAGCGUUGAAAAAAUUGGAAAAAAAGGAAACUUUUUCUAAUCUUGCAAUGCUUUCGAAUCCAUUCCAGAAGAGAGCUCUAUAAAAAAUAUGCCUUCAAAAAAUCCAAUUUUAUGCCUGAUUCACAGAAGAUAAAGCUUAAUUUUCGCUUUUCAUGUUAUCUCUUCGAAUUCGAAUAAUAUUCUUUCCUUCUUCUUCUCAAAUAACAGAAAAAAAGGAACACUACGAAAACCUAACUGUUAUUUGUAGCGGAGUGGACAUUUUUCCGGCAAAUGGAACUAAAUCUCCUUUUUUUCGUAUAUUUUUCUUUGACUUAUUUUUUUCAAUUUCAAGGUAAAAUGCGGCGAGAGCUUCCGUUCAUCCUGGUGUUCCUGAACUGCUUCGUCUUGUUGAUCAGCGCCAUCCAAGAAGAUGAAAUCGCCAAGUCUUUCGUCCUCAACGAAACAACGUUUGGUAGGGAACUUUAAAUUCAAAGGAUUAAGGAAAUUGGAAUUUUUUUUUCUGACAGGGAUUUUUAUGGUUACCUGGAGUGUCCACUAAAGGGUUUGGUUUUAUAAGCGGUCUUUUAAGGGAAAACCAGAGGCUACAUACUACCAUUGCGCUUUUUUGAAAUGGCUUUCUUAAGGGAUCACUCAAGAAGUUCUGCCUCUGAGAACUUUGUGAACUCGACCAAGCUUUUUCGGUUAUCUGAAGUGUCCACUGCAGGGUUUUGUUGUGGAAGCGGUCCUUCAAAGGAAAACUAGUUGCUGCAUACCACCAUGUAGCUCACGACUGCGCUUUUCUUAAGUGAUCACUCAGGCAGUUCUGAAGCUUGAAGGGAAAAUACAUGAUUCAUUAUGGCGGGAAAAUGACUGAAUUCAUUUGAAGUGAUCACUUUAAAAAAAAUUUCUUGUGCCAGUUCGAGUUUUGGCUGGUUAUGUCUGGAGAAAUCGCAUUUUUUGAAAUAUAUCACUUUAGUGGCCACUUGACGUUGUCAGACUUUUUUGAAGACAAAAAUAAACAUCCUCUUGUAAAAAAUCGUACCAUUCUUGUCGUGGAGCAUGAUUAAUUAAUUUUUUCAGCCGCGUACAAUUCCUCGGACUCUCCUUGUCGAAUCGAGUGCGCCGACGCGGAGACGAUGGCGUCGGCCAGCUUCGACGACUUCCAGAAGAUUUGGAUGGUCAACGACAGCGACUCGUUCGACGCCAACACCAUGAUUUUCAUCAACGGAAACCGGAGUCUCGAGUUCGUAGUUAUUUACUUCACGCUUUUAAAUCUGAAUUUCGAUCCUUUUUUAUCUUACUGGUUAGUCUUGAUCCAACGUCGGAUCAUCGCUUGGAGUCGAACUCCCGACCAAAAUAUUGCCAGCAAAAGUGUUACCAACUGAGCCAUCUUUGUUAUUUUUUCAGGUUCGCUGUGCUCAACGCGGAGGACUCGGGCAGCUACAAAUGUUGCGUCAGGGCUCUGGAUCUGGCCUACCAGUCUUUUGUCUGUUAUUUCACACAGAUCACCGUCAUCGAAGAUUUGCCUGCCGAACUCAACUCUACUGGUUUCUGGAAAAAUCAAAAACUUCUCACUAGAUGUUUUCAGAAGCACCUCUUCCCCCGGCCUGGAAUUUCCAAGUCCCGGAGGGAGGAUUCCUGAACGGACAGCAGGAACACACCUAUUUCUUGCGUCUUUUUGAAGAGUCCAACCUCACCGACAUCGCCUGCACUGUCAAUGGCAUCAUUGGACAUGUCAAAACGGUUCGGUUCAGUUUAGGAGGAAAUUUGGAGAGGAACCUUACCAAAAGAUAUUGAAUUUUGUAGGGCAGUACUUUGAUAUUUGUAACAGAGGGUUUAAAAAAGUCAAAUUUCAAGUUAUAACAUUUUUACAGCGUUCUUUACGUCUUGAAGAUUCAAAAAAAUCCCCAUAGUUCCGCAAACUUUUUAACCUUGGAAAUAUGAUUCUUUGAAUAUUCGAAAUACGCUUUUCAGGCCUAUUUUGUGUUACAUUCGAAUUUUUUUAAAAAUCCAAACCUCCAUAAGGAAAUUAAUCAGCUAUAAGAGAUUUUUCUAAACUUUCAAGAGUUUCUGAGCAAAAAUUAAAACAAAUUCUAAUAUCCAGGCUAAAAAUGUCCGUCCAAAAUUAGAAAGCCUUGAGAUUUUUCACUUUUUUUUGAAGUUCUGAUUUCAAAAACUGAAUUUUUAAGCAGGUUGCAACGGUUAGGGAACUUUUCCUGGACCGUGGGAAAAUAGAAAGUUCGAAGUUUCGGACAAAAAUAAAAAAUAGAUGUUUAGGAAGGUAGCAACCAUUAGAGAAGUUUUUCUAGAACUUCAGGAAAUUUCAAAGACUCUAAAUUGAUCUCCCAUAAAGGCAUUUCUGACGGUCCGAAAAAGUUUUGACUAGCCCUUUUCUAUCCAACUAAACUUCUUCAGAACAACGCCUUCCCGUUCCCGACGAACAACGACAUGCUCAUUCGAGACUUCAACACGACCCUCCACACCGGCGUCUACGUCUGCAACGGAACCAUUCAGGUUUUUUUCCCAACCUCAAAGCUCUGCCAUGCAUCCUAAAGCAGACGGGGAACAGCUCUUUUUCAUUCUGUUUUCUCUUCUUUUUAUUUGGCGCCUCAAAAGCCGUCGACUUGCCCAUUUUAUGGGCGAAUAAUUCGAUUGGCCGGUGUGUCGAGUUUAUACGACAGAGGGGCCGCCGAAAGAACGCUUCAAUUAGAGACGAUUGGGAACGGCGGAUUCUGGGGAGGAAAAUAUCCAGUCGGUUACGACGGGAUAGGUCUUUUUUUGAGCGGAAAAACUGGAGAAAAUGAACUUUUUUUUUGUCAAUAUCGUGAGUUUGAGACAAAAUCCAGUUUGUUUUGAAAUCCUUUUCUAGAUUUUUGUAGGCGUAGUCUUACAUUGUUCCUGUCAAAGGCUGUUUAUCUCGUUAUUCCAAGUUCAAGGAACCACAGAACAAUUGUCACUAUUUUUUUCUUUAAAGACGCUCUGGUGAAACGCAUUAUUUCUUGUGAAAAGUUCACGGAAUAAAAAAGAUUCUUUUAUAUAUUAUAACCUCAAACUUCAGUGAAAAAUCAAAAUCCUAGAAAAAGCGACCGAAAAGUCAUUUAUAAAAUGUUUUUCACCAUCUGUGCCACGAUUCAAAUUGAAAGGACUUCUUCAAUCGCGUUUUUAAAAUAUUUAUAUGCAGUUUUGCAACAUCAAAGAGUUUCAGGCCGGAAACGAGACGGAGACGGCGUCGACGACGUUCACCGUCCGCGAAUCGCUGGAGCAGAACGAAGGAGCCGUGAUGCUCGACGACGCGUUCGUCCACAAGGUCCUCGCCCAGGCCGACGAGGACAGCUCGGCCGCAAAUCGCGCUUUCCUUGCUCUUUCCUUCAUUUUCCUCAUGCUUCAAUGA
Molecule: messenger RNA, 14696 nt
Organism: Caenorhabditis auriculariae
Lineage: Eukaryota; Metazoa; Nematoda; Chromadorea; Rhabditida; Rhabditidae
Source: the annotation of a GenBank genome assembly